Messenger RNA from Phytophthora nicotianae INRA-310, 474 nucleotides. RefSeq lists its product as hypothetical. The transcript is spliced from 2 exons. The coding region runs from base 1 to 474 and encodes 157 amino acids. Lineage: Eukaryota; Oomycota; Peronosporomycetes; Peronosporales; Peronosporaceae. The record is from RefSeq and is a predicted model, not a curated record.
AUGUCUGAUACUACUCAGUUAGCCGAUGCGUAUUUGCUUCAGUCAGCAUUAAAGACUGACCCUCCUAUCGAUGUAAGCAAAGGCAAAUCCGUUGCCUACGUCGUUGAUGGAAAUCAAGGCUCUUACAACUCUGGUUUGAUCACGAUCGAUGCCACUUCGCAGCUAACCGGCUCUCGCGGGUUCGGUUCGCUCAAAGACGCAUAUAUUACCCUUCCUUAUGUAGUUACGGCUAAGAGCACUGGUAGUACCGAUAUCGCUGAAAACAUUAACAGAUUCGCAUGCGCCCUCAAAUGCAAUGUAGCUAAUGUGGUUGACUCUCUGACGGUUGAGCUUAACGGGAAAAGGGUCAUUACGGAGACUGAAUUCAAGGGAUUUUGGAACAACCUACGAGCGAUGACUGAAUUAUCUCAGGAUGAGCUGGACCAACCGGCGAUGGUUAUUCGAAUAACCAACUUGAAAAGGGUGGUAAGUUAG